AUGGCACAACAAAUGAUUCUCGAGUCUAUGCCAGCCGAAGCAGCGCCGGCGGCAGCAGUCUCAUUUGAGAGUUUCCGUUGUAAUUCUGGCAAAAGGGUUGCUACGAUACCUGGAUCCAGGGCUACAAGCGGAAUUAACUACGCCUUUUCUCUGCCUACUUCAAAUCCAGCAAGCUAUGUUUGGACAGUCACCAAAACCAUUGACAACAGAAUAUCAAAAGAAACGUCGACUGCAUAUUAUCCAAAGAGAUUUUACAAUCAUGGGCCUGUACUCACCGGCUUACCAGAUGGCUGUGGUAAUGCGUUAUCUGAGUAUCCGGUUCCUGAUCACCACACUACGGUACCGUAUAAAGGCGGGAAACCUGACGCAUUUCGGGCGAUCUAUGCGGUCACAACAACAACAAAGACAGAAGGAAAAAGAACACAGACGAUAAAAUCACCUACUCUUUGUGGGAUGGUUGUUCAUCCUUCAGAAAGUGGCACAAGGGAAUUUCUGCCUUAAAAGUGAAUUCCAGAAGCUCUCUCUUCUCCAGCUACAUUUGGACACCCAGGAGGUCUGGUGUCAUAGCUUGAGACGAGUCGAAUACUGCGAAUUUUAUUAGUACUGGCGCUCAUGAUCGGGUACAACAUCUGCUUACAUUCAGUUGCUAUUGAGCAAAUUGCUACAAGUAUGAGAAAUAGCAAAGGAAGAGGGUGAUAGUAAAGGAUGGCUCCAUUUCUCCGACAAAAUACAUUUAUG
Paecilomyces variotii is the source of this 738-nucleotide messenger RNA. RefSeq lists its product as hypothetical. The record is from RefSeq and is a predicted model, not a curated record. Gene Ontology annotation, molecular function: RNA nuclease activity; RNA binding. Lineage: Eukaryota; Fungi; Ascomycota; Eurotiomycetes; Eurotiales; Thermoascaceae. The coding region runs from base 1 to 501 and encodes 166 amino acids. The transcript has 5 exons.